UACAACCACGCAGCACGCUUCACUUUAUACGACGAAGGUUUGUUAUGGGAUUAAGAUCGUUUGUUUUGGCAAUAAAAAUCACAUUUCACUGAUCGUGUGUUGUUGGUUGCAAAAAUUGAUUGCUCUACCAAAUAUUAUGAUGAUGAUCUUAGGGUCUUUCACACUAUUUUAGUUCAAGUAACGAAAACGUGCAACGAUGCGACGCGCUUUUUGAGAACAGGGUUUAGAGCUCACGAAAACCCCAUUUCACCGUACCGCAGACAUUGGUCACGGUAGAACGAAAAACCACACACCCUGCCAACCGAUGCCAAGCAGAAACAGAGCACCGUCACGCUUUAAUUCCCUAAUUGAUUUGAUUUAUUGGACCACGAUCUCUCUCUCCCACGCUCCCCUUCUUCUCUCGCACCCAGAAGACGUCCCCAGAAAUGCAAAGCCAACAGACGUUCUUUUAUGUUUUGGAGAUAGUGCGGAAUAAAUGGCCUCACGCUCGAACGGCAACGGUGUCCUCUGACUCUCGCAGUCGCCGUUUGGUUCACCGUUGACUCUCCUCUUAUUGUUUUGUACCAUCACCGGUCCCUUCUGGCCUGUCACGGUCAACUGGGCGGGAUCCCGGGGGCGGGUGCGAAAGCGACAUAAAUGUCCGACCCGAUUUCACAAGGUUCAACAAAACACUCCCCACGUGGGGCAGGGGGGGGGGCACGACGAUCGCGCGCUUUGGAGGCAGAGCAGGCCAGUCCUGUCACAACGCAUCAGCAUCAGUAAACACACACACACACGACACUAACACGGAGGAGCAGCACCGAACCAGCCGGGGCUGAACGUAGCUGCUGCGGCCACGGUCAAUGGCGCCGAGAGGCCAAAGGACGAAAUAUGAAGCGUGAUUCGAAACAGUGGGUGUGUGUGUGUGUGUGUGUGUGUGUGUGAGGAAAGGUGUGGAUCGCAAUUCCGAGGUGUGGAUUCUACCUCCAAUUAAGCGCGAUUCGAUGCGGGAUGGGUUUGCUGGGAGCGUGAGGUACGAUCGCGUUCGUGUGUCUCUGAUUUCAGUCGGUUGCGAAAAGUCGCAGCGAAUGGAAAUCAGUUCAGCAUGGACGUUGCGAGAGUGUGGAGCUUGUGCAAACCGCGGUGUGAGUAAAGGCAGAUAUUUGAUGUGAAGUUCUGUGAAUGAUUUGGGGGUGUUCAGUAACAGUAUCAACUUUCUUUGAGAGAGGAUGGAAGAUCUUUCUUAACAAGAAGCGUUAUUGGUUCUCAAGCAGUCUAAAGUGAAACCCGUGACUAAGCAGUUUCAUACGUUUAAAGUGGCAAAGGAACAUUUUGAAGGCGCGCAAUCGUUGUUCCAGAUGAUCAGCUUAAGCUUUGGAGUACAAAGCGACUAAUUCACGUCAUACAUCGAACAACAAGUUUUGGAAACAUGUGUACAACGUUGUACGACCUCGCACCAUCCUUCCCGUUCCGGGAGGUGCAGCUCAAGCUGGACGUCGACCCGAAGCAGCAGUUCGAGAUACUGCCCGAGCUCGGGCGCGGCACCUUCGGCACGGUGUUUCACUGCCGCGAGAAGGCGACCGGGCUAGAGCUGGCGGCCAAGAUUAUCCCCUACAAGAAGAAGAAGGACCGGGGCGACAUGGUGCGCGAGAUCGACAUCAUGAGCUGCCUGCACCAUCCCCGGCUGAUCCAGCUGUACGAUGCGUUCGACUACGAGAACAAGUUCUACGUCAUCCUCGAGCUCAUUCAAGGUGGCGAGCUGUUCGAGCGCGUCAUUGACGACGAUUUCGUGCUGACGGAGAAAGCGUGCGCCGUCUUCAUGCGGCAGAUCUGCGAGGGCAUGGAGUACAUUCACAGCCGGAGCAUCAUCCACCUAGACAUGAAGCCAGAAAACAUUCUCUGCCUCACAAAGACGGGCAAUCGGAUCAAGAUCAUCGACUUCGGGUUCGCGCGCCGGUACGAUCCGGGCAAGAAGCUGCAGGUGAUGUUCGGCACGGCCGAGUUUGCCGCCCCGGAGGUGCUCAACUUUGACGAGAUCUACUUCUACACCGACAUGUGGAGCCUGGGCGUGAUCUGCUACGUACUCCUCUCCGGGCUGUCACCGUUCGUGGGCGGCGACGACCAGGCCACGAUGACGAACGUCCUGCAGGGCGCGUACACGUUCGACUACAAAUCGUUCGACGCGGUGUCGGACAGCGCGAAGGACUUCGUGCGCAAGCUGCUGGUGCGGGACGGCGAGCGGCGGCUGACCGCGCGGAAGGCGCUGCGGCAUCCGUGGCUGGCGGAAACGACCGCCCAGAGCACCACCGAGCUAUCUGUGACAAAAACAAAGUUGAAACGCUAUGUUAUCAAGAAGCGCUGGAUCAAGGCGGUCAAUACGAUCAUCGCGCUGCGGCGGAUGGGCGCGCGGAUCGAUUACGAUCUGGUGUAGUGGGGGGGGGGGGGGUUUGGGCUCACGCAGGCAGGGGACACGUGAACGGGAUCGGAAGCGUAUACAGACAGACACACAAGCGCGCACAAACACAGAGAUUGACCCGAAGGGAAGGGACCACAACAAGCGGAGCGCCGGAGAAUGGAGCAGCCUGGUGGGAGAGCGAGCGUGCGGUGAACCGACCGGGAAUGCAACUGCAACUGAAAAUCACACACACACACACGUCCUGUCCCCAUCUACCCGUCCACUGGUAGAAUAAUCUUAUCGCCAUGACCACUCUCAACACAAACACACACGUACCCCUUUGCUUGCCGCCCCGAGCGACAGAACGCGAAACCGGUUUCCGAUGGUUCCGCUCGUGCUGUGGAGCGUUGCAUAAUGCAAAACCCGCCCCUCCACCCUCCGGUUCUAGCUUCCGUCCUACCGUUCCGUGCCCCGCCCGCCGGGGUAGGCCCGCCGGGGAGGCUGGAAUUCUAUUUCCUUUCCAAUGUCGAGGAAUCGUGGAUAGGUUGUAAUUUACCUGUUAUAUACUUAGCAAUAAAAUUAAGAUUAACCGGAAUACCGCACAGUUUCCGAAACGGGUUUUUCUGUUGCUUUUCCGACAACCUCCCCGCAACCGAACGCCACCGUGUCAUCAACUGUCCUGCUAAGCACACCGCAAUGCAACUCUUCCCAGU
Molecule: messenger RNA, 3087 nt
Organism: Anopheles coluzzii
Lineage: Eukaryota; Metazoa; Arthropoda; Insecta; Diptera; Culicidae
Product: myosin light chain kinase 2, skeletal/cardiac muscle-like
Exons: 5
Coding region: 1409-2410 (333 amino acids)
Biological process (GO): protein phosphorylation; positive regulation of apoptotic process; intracellular signal transduction
Cellular component (GO): nucleus
Molecular function (GO): protein serine/threonine kinase activity; ATP binding
Source: RefSeq, a predicted model, not a curated record